UUAUGCUGCCUGUUUUAAGCGGACCUCUGAUACAUUACACUCGUACUGCAACUAAAGAUUUUGCCGAUAGCUCAUCGAGGCUUGAAUGCAAAAAGCACUUGAAUGAAGGAGAGACCCGAAAGUAGUAAGCGGUGUUAAAGCAACCUCACCGGCAAAUCAUUUUCCAACAUGAAGGCAUUUCAGUUCUUUACGGUCAUCGCUUCGCUAGCGGCUUCGUCGCCAGGUCAAGCUGAAGAUUUGGAAGUAGACUGCCACCAGCAAUCAAAACCCGAUGACUCCUCCAACGCUUUAGCUCACCCGGUACAGUUCGCCUUCCGCACAGACAAACUGACCAAAACAGAAUGCCUGACGUACGUCGCUUUACGCCGUAACGCGACUCUGUGCAGUCCAGUCCUACUGGCGAGGCAAUGCAAUGAGGAAGCGAAAGACGCCUUAUUACUCCAUUCAAUGUCCAGAACCUAUCUGGAAGGCGGUUGCUCCUGGGAGAAUCGAGCAUUCUUUACUCAAUUGACCAAAAACAUUAGCCUAAUCAGUCCAAACCGCGCUGUGACGUUAGCACUUAAGGAAAGAGAAAAUGCGGACGAUCCUCUACAUUACGAUGUUUUUGACCCAGUGCGUCAUCACCUAAUUGAGUUGACGAUACUGAAGUGCGUCACCCCGACCACCACCAACAAAAUCUACGAGGCCGGGCUGUUGCCAAAUGUGGUAACGUUGCGCUUGGAUGAAUGCUCCAAUAUGGUUAUUAGGAAGCGCGAUUUUUCGCUUGUUUCGCAAGUGCGGAUGAUCACUUUCCAGUUAUGCACCAUCGCAGCGAUGGAACCGUACACUUUUAGCGAUUUACUGCAUUUGGCUAGUCUGGUGUUGGAGAGCGGAAUUGGGUAUGAACUCUACAAAAUUCAUGAAGAUCCUGAUGAAAUUCGUCGUGAGCUGUUGGGUAAACUGACCGACGCGGACAUUGCGAAAGUGCACCGUUUUCACUGUGACUGCUCCUUCUCCUGGUUCCGCAACUUCCUCAAACACAAACCGGAUUUGACGGCCAGCAAGCGAAAAGGCGAGGUAGCCAUUAUUGGGAACUAUAUGACGGCAUUUGUUAAUACGGAUCCCUUUUGGCCCGAUGUUCUCAGUGUGGAUUGUGCCCGGAAUUUGUCGUACGAGAGCGCGCGUAUGGGGAAACUGUUUUCCUACAACACAUCGUGCAAUACACCGUGUUAAUUUUUAUAUCUGGAAUUACAUACGUUAAGCUGCAUUCUGUGCAAGGGGUGGCAUUUCAAAAGGUUUUAAAGGGGGGAAUUUCGACCCUGUUGCUACAGUAGUUAUCAAAACUCCUCGUCCGAAAACGAAGUUCAGUUUUCAUGAUAAUAUUAUAUGUGCUAUGACAGUUUUCCAAUUCACUGGCAGAUCAUUUACAACGAACGAAUAUCUAAUUUUUCAGUUGCUUAAGGAAUAGUCGUGUCAGUUAAACUUGGUCGACUUGACAUUCUUUUCUCACUCUUUUGGACUCCAUGUUAGUUAAAUGAGGCGGAAGGUAAUCACGUGUUUAUUGGCGAAUAUACACAUUACUAAAUAUUUACCUCGAUAAAUUACUA
Paramacrobiotus metropolitanus is the source of this 1586-nucleotide messenger RNA. RefSeq lists its product as uncharacterized. NCBI's taxonomy places the organism in Eukaryota, Metazoa, Tardigrada, Eutardigrada, Parachela, Macrobiotidae. The transcript is spliced from 2 exons. The coding region runs from base 169 to 1212 and encodes 347 amino acids. The record is from RefSeq and is a predicted model, not a curated record.